UCUCACAGGACAGGACCAACAGUCAAGCCCAAGGAGGGAUAAUAUAUAACCAGAAGUAUUCGCGAUACACUUUGACUGAACUAGCGUGACGAAAAUACACAUUUCUAAAAGAAAACUUUAUAUAACAAUAAUAAUCCCAAAGUCGCUUUUUACUUCAACCGGUUUUUUCCUGUAUCGGGUUUGUUGUUUUUACGCAGCGUCACUCGGCACAGUGAAGCGACUCCAAACUCACAGCGGCGUUAGUAAAGAAGAAGCAGGUGUCCAACAUGGCGAACGCGGCCAGCGGAGCUCUUGCAAGUCUCCUGCUUUUAUCCACGAUUGCGGCAGCUGUUCUUCAAGGAGCAGCUCAGUAUCCAGUCCAAAGCCAGAACCUCGUGACAGACAACAUCUCGGUGGUGGAAGGGGAAACGGCCACUAUCAGCUGUCGAGUCAAAAAUAACGACGACUCCGUCAUCCAGCUUCUGAACCCCAACAGACAGACCAUCUACUUCAGAGAUGUCAGACCCUUGAAGGACUCUCGCUUUCAACUGGUCAACUUCUCAGACAAUGAGCUGCGUGUGGCUCUGUCCAACGUGUCUCUCUCGGACGAGGGCAGAUACGUGUGUCAGCUCUACACGGACCCUCCGCAGGAGGCCUACGCCGACAUCACUGUGCUGAUCCCACCAGGCAACCCAAUCAUUGAGUCUCGUGAGGAAAUUGUAAGAGAAGGUAACGAAACGGAGAUGACCUGCACAGCUAUGGGCAGCAAACCAGCUGCCACCAUCAGAUGGAAGAAGGGAGACAAAGAGCUGCAAGGAAGCUCAAAAGUGGAGCCCACAUAUGACAGGAUGUACACUGUAACCAGCUGGGUAAGGCUCACCGUAACAAAGGAGGACGACGGUGUUCCCGUCCUCUGCAUCGUCGACCACCCAGCAGUCAAGGACUUUCAGGCUCAGAAAUUCCUGGAGGUGCAGUAUAAACCAGAGGUGAAGAUUGUCGUGGAGUUUCCUCAAGGACUAACCAGAGAGGGAGAAAACCUGGAGCUGACGUGCAAGACCAAAGGCAAACCAGAGCCUCAACAGGUGAACUGGGUGAAGGUGGACGACGACGUGCCCUCGCAUGCCGUCAUCAUCGGCUCGGAUCUCUACAUCGAGAACCUUAACAAGUCCUACAACGGUACUUACCGAUGUGUGGCCUCUAACUCUGUGGGAGAAUCCUAUGACGAUUACAUCCUCUACGUGUAUGAUGCCCCCACCACCACCCCUAUACCCACUACAGCCACCACCACCAUGUACACCACCACCUCUCUCCCAGGUAUCACCCAAGACGCUGCGCCCAGCACUGAACCCGCUGCUCACGUAGACUCCAGAGCAGGAGCAGGAGCUCAAAGAGCGGUGGACCAUGCUGUCAUCGGAGGGGUGGUGGCCGUCGUGGUCUUCGCCAUGCUUUGUCUUCUUAUCAUUUUGGGCCGAUACUUCGCAAGACACAAAGGUACCUACUUCACACAUGAAGCAAAAGGGGCAGACGAUGCGGCCGACGCCGACACGGCCAUCAUCAACGCUGAAGGUGGACACAACAACUCGGAUGAAAAGAAGGAAUACUAUAUCUGAUUGUACAAAUCUCUGGUUGUGUUGUUAUUAUUAUUAUUAUUAUUAUUAUUAUUUUUAUUUGGGUUUUUUUUUUUUUUUGGAUUGUUGGGAUGGGAGGGGCAUGGAGGGGUUAAGAGCAGUUUUUUUUGUUUGUUUUUGUUUUUUUGCUCUUCUUCCUGGGGAUUGAGUGAUGUAGACUACAUGGACACCUGAGAUGAUUUAGCCAUUGUCUUUGUGGAGUUGGA
This is a messenger RNA of Tachysurus vachellii, 1813 nucleotides long. RefSeq names its product cell adhesion molecule 1a (gene cadm1a). Lineage: Eukaryota; Metazoa; Chordata; Actinopteri; Siluriformes; Bagridae. Bases 267 to 1589 code for a protein of 440 amino acids. Gene Ontology annotation, molecular function: signaling receptor binding. Gene Ontology annotation, cellular component: plasma membrane; neuron projection; synapse. Gene Ontology annotation, biological process: detection of stimulus; susceptibility to natural killer cell mediated cytotoxicity; cell recognition. The transcript has 13 exons. The record is from RefSeq and is a predicted model, not a curated record.